Molecule: messenger RNA, 1285 nt
Organism: Corylus avellana
Lineage: Eukaryota; Viridiplantae; Streptophyta; Magnoliopsida; Fagales; Betulaceae
Source: RefSeq, a predicted model, not a curated record
UUUAACCUAUCCUGAAUCCUCUGCUUUGCUGUUGGCUCACAAUGCAAGCUGAAAAGCAGCAAUCUUGGAAGAUCUACAUCCACGCCAAGGCCAAGAACUUCCAUUUCAAACUCAAAGUCAGAGCAACAAAUAUCGUACCCACUUGGGAGUUCCAUCGGUGCUCCGUUGUGCUAAAGCUGGGAAAAUGCCUCCUCAAAUUGAAAUCCAACUGCGAAACAGCACUCAUUCCCAGUAAAAAACAACCCAAAACCUUGAAAUCCAAGUUCCUAGCACUUCUCAAGAAGUUCCGCUUUCGACGGUCCAAGAACCGAACCAUUGGUUUCAAGCAGAAGUCAGAUCUCUCAAACCCAGAAGACAAUAGAAUGGGAUGGUUUGCUUACAAGGAACCAAUCUGUUUGGGUUCCUUGUUUGCUGGGAUUCUUGCAUUUCUAGCUCAAUCUAUUAGCAACAAAGAUCAGAGGGCAAUUGUCAUUCAUGGCUCUGUUAUCUCUUUAUACCUUGGUUUAUUGUUCAAGAAAUAUAUGACAGGAAGAAUCAGCAAUUUCUUGGUACUUCUAGUGGCUUGUUCACUAGUACUUGAAUUGGACACUUAUUUAAGAUUUGAUUAUAUUCAGAUGGCAUGGGACUAUCUUGUUUCCUCCGGAUUGCCAGGUAUUUUCAAGCUCUUAUCAAUCUUAUGGGGUCCGGUAAGACAAAGUAACUGAACAAAUCUGUUUUUUUUUUUUAUCCCAGAUUUGAAGGUGAGUUAAAACUGUCACAUCAGCAUUAUAGAAAAGUUACGUAAUAAGAACGUAAUUUUUAACAUUAUUCUUUAUUAUAGGACUCUAACUAACGUAACACGUUCAACACGUUUUAGAUUUAAGAAUGAAUCUCAUUUUUAUUGGGUACUCUUGACUCCAUGGGGUACAAGUAUUUCUUUUGAAGGUGGAGUCUUGCAAGCUACCAAUGGUGACAUGGUAGUGUUGUGGAAGGUAAAAAGAAUUGGGGACCUUUAUUUGUUAAGAGGAAAAUGUUUUCCCUUAGAGUUUUGUUUUGGAGGAAACAUGUUGAGGAGAUUGUAUAUCAACAGGUUUGAUGGAAUUCAAACUAAGGUGCAGAUUUGUUACAUGUAUGCAGCUUGAAUUUCAACCAUGUUUAUGGUUGCAAUUAAUGCGCCUAUUUGAAUUUGGCCUUUGUUUUACCACCUCAUUUUGCCGCCCAAGCUCUUCUUUCUUCCAAUUUAUUUGGUUCUCUGUUAGUAGGAGACUUUUGUGGAUUGCCUGUUUUCUUGGCCACAAGUGAUUGU